CUACCACUUUACGUGCGGUAGGGGACAUUAUAGUUUUUCCCUAUUUCUGUUGCCUAUAGUUCUAUUUGUAUAUUUGUAAAUUAAACUAGAGGGUGAAAAAGUGAGGGUGGCAAGUGCCGCCCACUGGUACGAACAAAUAACUGUUAUCACGUGAUUGCACGGGAACCAGAAACGACCCAAACAGAAAAGAAGAUGGCAUCACACCCAGGAGGAGGCGAUCAAGGGAAUUCCGGAGAUCAGAUACUGGAAGUCGGAACUAUUUUGUUACAGGAUUUCAUCUAUGAGCGAGUUCAGAGGCAAAGAGAUGGCAAUAGUGCAGUGACGAGAGAACAGCUUGGUGGAAGCCAGCUGACUGACCCAAAACAUAAGAAGCUUGCUCAGUGCCUGCAGCAGAUUGGAGACGAGCUGGAUGGAAAUGUAGAGCUCCAAAGAAUGAUAAAUGACUCUUCGCUUUGUCCCACAAGAGAGGUUUUUAUAAGAGUGGCCUAUGAGAUCUUUUCAGAUGGAAUAUUUAACUGGGGCAGGGUGGUUGCGUUGUUCUACUUUGCAUGCCGACUCGUUAUCAAAGCUCUUGUAACUCAGAUUCCGGAUAUUAUCAGAACCAUUAUCAGUUGGACCAUAGACUAUCUCCGGGAACAUGUGAUCAACUGGAUCAGGGAGCAAGGCGGCUGGGAGGGUAUUCGCUCCUACUUUGGCACACCAACAUGGCAGACGGUCGGAGUUUUCUUGGCAGGAGUCCUUACCACUGUUCUUGUCAUUCGCAAGAUGUGAGGGGAAGCAUGAAGAGCAGAGAGGAGAAAGACAGCAAGAAUUACAAUUGAGGGAAAUGGCACAGGAGGAAGAAGAAUGCAGAAAGAAAUACACUCAACAGGAAGAACUUAUCUCGAAUUAAUUGUUCUUCAUUUCUGCCUCUUAUUCAUAUGUAAGAAUUGGGAGUUGGACUAAUAGCGCUGUUGCACUCAAGAUGCCUAUGCCACUGGGGAAGCGAGCUGUGCAGGAUUACGUGCACAAAAUUGAAGGAUGGGGAGAGGUUGUCAAGACUUGAACAAGGAAUGCAUUUUAAUUAAUUUAUUUUUUACUUGGUACACAAGUCACUGCAUUCUGUUUUCUACCUUAAAUGAUAUUAUGAGAAAUGUUUUGAUCAAAUUAAGAGUUUCCCUUGUUUUGUUUUGUUUAGUUUUUUGCUUCUUUUUUUUUCACAGAAAUUGCCUUUCUGCUCUUCCCACUCUCUCCAUCCAUUUUACAUCAUUGUCUGUAUGCUAGCCAAUCCACAUUCUCAUGUAUUUGUGAGUGUUCACUGGUGUAAAUCUGUAAUGUUCUUCUGGCACUGAACGUGUAAGAAGGUGGUCAUAUUCCAUGGAGUUAAAGAGAUAUUUUUGCGGAAAUAUUUAGAAAACGGUAUAUAUUAAGAGAACUCUGAUAAAAGUUUGGGUUUAAUUAACCCCCAGUUCAUUUCUCUUCUUCCAGUUGGUGCAGCACCCAAUUCUUCUGUAUAAACUUGUGUUUAUGUUUAACAUGAAUCAUCAGAUGGUUAAAAAAAUAGUCAUAUAAUCUCUCUGAAAGGAAAGUGAAAGAACUGCAAUCUUGUGUAAUAUACAAUCAUAUGGUGUUUGGGGGCAUUUUGACCAGCAUUCUGACCUUAACGUGACACUCAAUAAUUCUGUUACUUCUCGGUGUUCUUUUGGUCUACUGAAGGUUUGACGCUGCAGACACAGAAAGCAAUUGAUUGCUCACAGAUUCUUACCUCACUUUACACAUAUUCAAAGUACUGUAUUUUGUACGUGAGUUAUUCAAACUGCGACUUUGUCUAAACAGCAAAAGUCUUUUUAUACGUUCUUCUUGUUUGUCAGUGCCUUGGUGGUUUUUGUUUUCUUUUUUAACUCUGAAAUCAUUUUGAUAUUCUCAAGUUUUCACCUUUUCUAUAUCAUAUUUGUAAGAGUAAAAUUUCCUUCAAGUCUCCCUUGAAAUCUUUUUGCAGUGACUUUGUAUGCUGUAAUAUUAAAAAUAAAUCUUUUAACUAUU
This is a messenger RNA of Pundamilia nyererei, 2022 nucleotides long. RefSeq names its product BCL2 associated X, apoptosis regulator a (gene baxa). The transcript has 6 exons. Gene Ontology annotation, cellular component: mitochondrial outer membrane. Lineage: Eukaryota; Metazoa; Chordata; Actinopteri; Cichliformes; Cichlidae. The coding region runs from base 193 to 771 and encodes 192 amino acids. Gene Ontology annotation, biological process: extrinsic apoptotic signaling pathway in absence of ligand; intrinsic apoptotic signaling pathway in response to DNA damage; mitochondrial fusion. Gene Ontology annotation, molecular function: channel activity; BH domain binding. The record is from RefSeq and is a predicted model, not a curated record.